AAUUACUCCUCAUUUUUUCCCACCAAUUUUCCCUGCACUUUUUUCUCGCAAUCCAAACGCCAAAAGUAUUCCCUUCGGUUCCUUCAUAAUUGUUCAUGUCGAUUAAAUUUCAUCAUCAAAGCUUCGUAUCUUCGAGCAGGCCUUCAAAUCCAUGUCUUUCGCGGAGUUCAUGUGGAACCCAUGCUUCUUGCAAAAGAAUGGCUAGCUCGGGUUAUAUGUUGACAAAUUGCGGUAAUCUGAGGAAGAAAUGUCUAGUAAGGAAGACUUCAUUAGAUAAUCACAGACUAGUGGGUUAUAGGAAACAUUUUUCAGCCUUUCGUAAAUCAAGAAGGAUGGGACUCCAUUUUCCUCUUGCAUCAGCUGAAGAUGGUGUAACUUCCAAUGGGACUUUGCAGACCAGUACUAGUACAGACGUAGAUGGCAUAAGGACCAAGCUUAACCAAUCACUGGUGGGUGAAGAUUAUAGUAAUGGACUUGUUCAAUCUUUACAUGAUGCAGCUAGGGUUUUUGAGCUAUCAAUCAAAGAACAAGGCUCAAUAGCAAAAUUGUCUUGGUUUUCAACUGCCUGGAUUGGUGUAGAUAGGAAUGCAUGGGUGAAAACACUCUCUUAUCAGGCUGCUGUGUAUUCCCUACUCCAAGCUGCUAUCGAGAUUGCAUCCCAAGGUGAUAGUAGAGACAGGGAUACAUAUGUUUUUUACAAAGAAAGUUUGUUGAAUCAAUCUGCCCCCUUAGAAGGCUUAAUCAGGGAGAAGCUAUCAGCCAAGCAACCUGAAGCAUAUGACUGGUUUUGGAAUGAGCAAGUUCCAGCUGUGGUGAUCUCCUUUGUAAAUUAUUUUGAAGGAGACCUUCGAUUCACUGCAGCCACAGAUGUGUACGGGAAAGGCAAGUUAUCAUCUGCAGGAACUGCAAGUGACAGAGCUCUUCUCAUGCUUGCACUGACUUGUGUUGCUGCAAUCACAAAACUUGGUCCUGCUAAAAUUUCCUGUUCCCAGUUCUUUUCCACAAUUCUGGACCUAACUGGUAGACUUAUGGAUAUGCUGGUUGAUUUUGUUCCAAUUCACCAAGUUUAUCAAUCUAUAAAGGACAUUGGGCUACACAGAGAAUUUCUUGUCCAUUUUGGUCCCCGAGCUGCAGCAUGCAGAGUGGAAAAUGAUCAAGAUUCAGAGGAGGUUAUUUUCUGGGUCGAUCUUGUACAGAAGCAGCUGCUGAGAGCUAUAGAUAGAGAGAAAAUAUGGUCGAGGCUAACAACAUCUGAAAGCAUUGAGGUAUUGGAAAGGGAUUUGACCAUUUUUGGAUUCUUUAUUGCCCUAGGCAGAAAUACACAGGCUUUUUUAUAUGCAAAUGGAUAUGAUGCUAUAGAUGAUCCCAUUGAAAGCUUCAUUAGGUAUCUUAUAGGUGGCAGCGUACUGUACUACCCCCAACUAUCAUCAAUAAGUUCUUAUCAGCUCUAUGUUGAGGUUGUAUGCGAGGAGCUAGAUUGGCUUCCUUUUUAUCCUGGCAUUGCCAGCACAUCAAAACAGUCUCACGGACAUAAAAGUAGACAAGAAGGUCCUCCUAAUACUAAAGCUAUUCCUGAAGUGUUGGAUGUUUGUUCUCAUUGGAUGCAGAGCUUUAUUAAAUAUAGUAGAUGGCUGGAAAAUCCAUCUAGUGUUAAGGCUGCAAGGUUCCUGUCUAGAGGGCACAACAAUUUGAUGAUGUGCAUGAAAGAACUCAGGAUACCAUUAAGGGAAAUGGUUGAGACUAGACCUGUUGGUGGGGCUGGAUUAGUCAUUGAGAAGGAGUCAGAUUCAUUUGAUAAGGCAUUGGAGAGUGUUGAAGAAGCUCUGAAAAGACUGGAAAACUUGCUUCAAGAGUUGCAUUUUUCAAGUUCUUACUCCGGGAAAGAACAAUUACAAGCAGCUUGUUCCGACCUUGAGAAAAUAAGGAAACUAAAGAAAGAGGCUGAAUUUUUGGAGGCUUCUUUCCGAGCAAAAGAAGCUUUUCUUCGACAGGAAGCUGGUGAUGAUACUUCCCAGUCCUCUUUUUGUGAGCAGCAAGAAUAUCCUAGAACAAAAACUUUAACAAAUGAUAGAAGCAACAGAGUUGUCAAUAAGCAUCGUGGAUUAUGGAGCUUCUUACACCCUUCAUCCAGGAAGCCCGGCGCAGAGUUAUCAGCUAUAGAGAAAUCGGGAAAUGAAUUUAUUGAGCAGAAUGCUUCAAAUGCCAAUAAUUGCGAUUCAGAACCAAAUGAAAUCCACCGCUUUGAACAAUUAAGGAAUGAACUAAUUGAGCUUGAGAAGCGUGUUAAAAGAAGUGCUGAUCAGUCGGCAUAUGAGGAGGAUGUUAAGGUUACAGUUGAUUGUCCUAGCUCUAUUAAUGACGUUGGACGUGCUCAAUUGGUUGAGGCUGAGAAGAAGGAAAGUAUCAUCGAAAAAUCAUUAGAGAAGAUAAAAGAAACAAGCACGGAUGUCUUGCAAGGAACUCAGCUUCUAGCUAUUGAUGUUGCUGCUGCAACAGAGUUGCUUAGAAGGGCCCUGAUAGGGGAUGAAUUAGCGGAAAAAGAAAAGAGAGCUCUUCGGAGAACUCUAACCGACUUAGCAUCAGUCAUUCCUAUUAGUGUUUUGAUGCUUCUUCCUGUUACUGCUGUUGGACAUGCAGCCAUGUUGGCUGCUAUUCAGAGAUAUGUGCCAGCGCUGAUACCAUCCACAUAUGGACCUGAACGUUUAGACCUCUUGAGGCAGCUUGAGAAAGUAAAGGAAAUGGAGAUGAGCGAAGUGGAUUCUGAAGAAAAUGUGGAGGUAGUCUGAAUAGCUGUGGAUACCUUGUCUAGCCUUUAAAAGAGAAACAAUACUCUUCGUAUAAAGUAACAAAUGGUUUGCGUUUUCUGUUUAGGAUCCACAAUACUACUUGUUUUGCCUUCAUUAAUUGCAAAAUAGCUAAAACACAAAUGUAAACCAAACAGAGCCUGAGAAAUGCCUUAGGUAGGCUUUUACCCCUGAAAAAAAGCUUGUAUUUUACUGUUCUUUGUUUUUUUUUUCCUUCCGCAAUGAGAAUGAUACAUUCUUAUGAAUCUGCUUGUCUGAAAUAGUCUGCAAUAUUUUUUAAAAUUUAAGCAGACUGCUGGACUAUUCUUUUAAUUUU
Molecule: messenger RNA, 3120 nt
Organism: Hibiscus syriacus
Lineage: Eukaryota; Viridiplantae; Streptophyta; Magnoliopsida; Malvales; Malvaceae
Exons: 18
Coding region: 96-2786 (896 amino acids)
Biological process (GO): intracellular monoatomic cation homeostasis
Cellular component (GO): mitochondrial inner membrane
Source: RefSeq, a predicted model, not a curated record